AAUCGACACAAAAUGAUUAUAUUAAUGAACGCCAACCGUGCGAUACCAUGAAAGUAGGCCGUAAUUUAGACGCUAAGGGAUAUGGUUUGGCGACUCCGUUAGGAAGUCCUCUCCGGGUUGAACUCAAUUUAGCGGUUCUUAAUCUCAUCGAAAGCGGAGAUUUGACUAAAUUGGAGAACAAGUGGUGGUACGACAGGUCCGAGUGCAAGACCAAAGACCUUAAGGAAUCAUCGCAAAGUGAAUUGACCUUGUCCAAUGUAGCAGGGUGUUUCUAUAUAUUGAUUGGCGGUCUUGUGAUGGCAAUGAUUGUUGCUUUACUUGAAUUCUGUUGGAAGAGUAGGAAAGAAGCGCUUCAAUCAAAGACCACUAUUUAUGAGGCAAUGAAAGCGAAUGUUCGCCUUUCGAUCACAGGAUCGCCCGCUUAUUCUGUUUACUUAGAAAGGGCUCGACUCAGGACAGACUCUGUCUAAUAAUAGUCCCUUAGUUUACAGAUAUAAUCAAUUUUAGCCUAAAUAUAAAAAGUGUAC
Messenger RNA from Medioppia subpectinata, 527 nucleotides. NCBI's taxonomy places the organism in Eukaryota, Metazoa, Arthropoda, Arachnida, Sarcoptiformes, Oppiidae. The record is from the annotation of a GenBank genome assembly.